Messenger RNA from Propithecus coquereli (Coquerel's sifaka), 930 nucleotides. RefSeq names its product olfactory receptor 2AP1. Gene Ontology annotation, molecular function: G protein-coupled receptor activity; olfactory receptor activity. Gene Ontology annotation, biological process: G protein-coupled receptor signaling pathway. The record is from RefSeq and is a predicted model, not a curated record. Bases 1 to 930 code for a protein of 309 amino acids. Lineage: Eukaryota; Metazoa; Chordata; Mammalia; Primates; Indriidae. The transcript has a single exon. Gene Ontology annotation, cellular component: membrane.
AUGAAAAAUAAAACCAAGUUGACUGAGUUCAUCCUUCUGGGUCUAACAGAUGUCCCUGAACUCCAGGUGGCAGUUUUCACCUUUCUUUUCCUUGCCUAUUUACUCAGCAUCAGUGGAAAUCUGGCUAUCCUCAUCCUCACCUUGCUGGAUUCCCACCUUCAGACCCCCAUGUAUUUCUUUCUCCGGAACUUCUCCUUCUUGGAAAUUUUCUUCACAAACAUCUUUAUUCCCAGGGUCCUGCUUAGCAUCACAACAGGGAACAAGAGUAUCAGCUUUGCUGGCUGCUUCACUCAGUAUUUCUUUGCCAUAUUCCUUGGGGCAACAGAGUUUUAUCUUUUGGCUGCCAUGUCCUAUGAUCGCUAUGUGGCCAUAUGCAAACCCCUGCAUUAUGCGACCAUCAUGAGCAGUAGAGUCUGUAACCAACUGGUUCUCUGUUCUUGGCUGGCUGGGUUAAUGGCUAUUAUACCACCAAUCACCCUGAUGAGUCAGCAGGACUUUUGUGCAUCCAACAGGCUGAAUCAUUAUUUCUGUGACUAUGAGCCUCUUCGGGAACUCUCCUGUUCAGACACAAGCCUCAUAGAGAAGGUUGUCUUUCUUGUGGCAUCUAUGACCCUGGUGGUCACUCUCAUGAUAGUGAUUCUUUCUUAUACAUUCAUCAUCAAGACUAUUCUGAAGCUCCCCUCUGCCCAGCAAAGGACAAAAGCCUUUUCCACUUGUUCUUCCCACAUGAUUGUCAUUUCCCUCUCUUACGGAAGCUGCUUCUUCAUGUAUAUUAAGCCCUCAGCAAAAGAAGGCACCACAUUCAACAUGGCAGUAGCUCUACUUAUUACUUCAGUUGCUCCUUUGUUGAACCCCUUUAUUUAUACCCUAAGGAACCAACAGGUAAAACAAGCCUUCAAGGAUACAGUCAAAAAGCUUUUGAAUCUUUAA